Molecule: messenger RNA, 2605 nt
Organism: Drosophila bipectinata
Lineage: Eukaryota; Metazoa; Arthropoda; Insecta; Diptera; Drosophilidae
Product: endoplasmic reticulum metallopeptidase 1
Biological process (GO): proteolysis
Molecular function (GO): metalloexopeptidase activity
Source: RefSeq, a predicted model, not a curated record
CCAAGAAAUGACCUUUUCCAGCGUCGAUAUCACAACCGAUCAGGAUGCUGAAAAGUCCAGAGACAAGAAAUGGCCCUGGUUUGGAGCCCCAGUCUACGCGGCAGCUUUAUUUGCCAUUUUCUAUGUCACCGUGCUGCCCAGUUUCAAUAGCUACCCGAAGAUGCUCUACCGGAGUGAGGAGGCACUACAUCCGGAUGAGUUCAUAGGCGAAAGGGCAAUGACACAGCUUGCCGAGUUUUCGGCUAUUGGCUACAAACUGGCUGGAUCUAUCAACAAUGAAGUGCACACCGUCAAUUUCCUGCUACGAGAAAUCCAAAAGAUCAAAGAUGAGGCGAGAACGGAUCUUUACGAUAUCGAAGUGGAGAAGCAAUAUUCUUCCGGCGGUUUCUUUCUUUGGGGCAUGACCAUGAGCUACACUAAUCUGUCGAAUGUGGUGGUCAAAAUUUCCCAGAAGACCUCGAACAACGAAAACUAUGUGUUGGUAAACUCGCACUACGACUCCGAGGUGGAAACACCCGCCGCUGGUGAUGAUGGUGCCAUGGUGGUGAUAAUGCUCGAGACCCUACGGGUCAUUUCGCGCUCUGAAAAGCCUCUGAUCCACCCAGUUGUUUUCCUCUUUAAUGGCGCCGAAGAAGCCUGCAUGCUGGGCGCCCAUGGAUUCAUUACCCAGCACAAAUGGGCCAAAAAUUGCAAAGCACUGGUCAAUCUAGAUUCCACUGGUGCUGGAGGACGCGAAGUGCUCUUCCAGACUGGACCUAACCAUCCCUGGUUGGCCAAAUACUACCAACAGAGUGUCCCCCAUCCAUAUGCCCAGACCUUGGCUGAAGAAUUGUUCCAGAAUAACUUUAUACCCUCGGAUACCGACUUUCGCGUGUUCCGCGACUACGGAGGAGUGCCUGGCUUGGACAUGGCCAGCGUUGUAAAUGGGUAUGUCUAUCACACCCAAUACGACAACUACCGGAACGUGGAGAGGGGAACGUAUCAGUCUACGGGCGAGAAUGUCUUGCCCCUGGUCUGGACCUUGGCCAAUGCGCCCGAGCUAGAUGACACCGAGGCUCACGCAGAGGGCCACAUGGUUUACUUUGACUUCUUGGGCUGGUUUAUGCUCACCUACACCACCUCAGUGAGUGUGGCCAUCAACAUAGUGGUCUCCGUGGCGGCGCUCCUCUGCAUUGGAUCCUCGCUCUACAUCAUGACCCUGGACAAUGGAGCCGAUCCUCUAAAGGCGGUGAUAAAGCGAUUUGGCCUGAUCUUCCUGGUCCAGUUGGGAACGGCUGUCGUGGCCUGUGGCCUCACCCUUCUGGUGGCUGUGUUCAUGCAAGGAGUGGGAUUGGCAGAGUCCUGGUACUACGGCAAAUGGAUGGCGUUCGGACUGUACUUCUGCACCCUGUACUUUGCCUUGGGGCUGCUGCCUGCUUUCUAUAUCCAAUGGACUAAGAGGAAGACCCACAUGAAGCUGGAUCAGACCAUAGCCUGCUUCAUGCAUGCUCAUUGCAUCCUUCUGGCCCUGCUGUGUAUUAUACUGACCAGCAUGGGAAUCCGUUCCAGCUACUUCUUCAUGAUUGGAAUCUUUUUCUACGCCAUAUCUGUUCUGAUUCAAAUUACUCUGAAGCUGACGGUUAAAAAAAGCUACUUUGUGACUGUUCACCUGCUCUGCCAGUUUCUGCCCUUCCUGUUCUACACCUACAUCGCCUAUGCCUCCCUGCUAACCUUUGUGCCCAUGCAAGGUCGCGAUGGUCCAGACAGCAGUCCAGAGCUCCUAGUGUCUCUUUUUGUGAUUAUAACUGGAAUCCAAUAUGGUGGUUUUACGGUACCCAUUAUGCACAAGUUCCGCAAACCCAAAAUCGUAUUUUCCACGUUUGGUGUGAUUACGAUUAUUUUUAUUAUCCUGGCAGCCACUCCAGCAGGAUUUCCCUUCGUCAAGGAAGUAGCUCCACAGCGUUAUUAUGUGUUGCACACCCAACGUAUCUUUCACAAUUUGGAUGGCAGUACCCUCCAGGAUUCUGGUUUCUACAUUCAACCCGUGGAAACUCGUACCCAUGAACUGGAUGACACCACGUUGAAGAACGCAGAGCCAAGUAGCUGGACAGAUGCCACCUGUGCUGCCGAGCCCUACUGCGGCUUGCCGAUCUACAGUGGUCGUUGGAAUGACUGGAAGGACUCUGCUCGUUGGAUUUACAGUUCAGCACCCCAGUUUCCAAUUGACAUAGAUCUCACCCUGGUUUCAAAGGAACAAACAGACAACAAGUUGAAAUACGAUUUCAGCCUUAAGGCCAGCGAUCGUAUAAUGAUGUACAUAGAGCCCUACGACCAGGUCAGAGUCGCCAACUGGUCCAUGGAUCAGACACCGCUGAUCGAGGAGCACUUGCCGCCCUUUCUGAUCUACCAUGUGUACUCCCAAACCGAAGAUCCCUUCGAUUUUUGGAUUGAGUUCGAACAUGAUGAGAGUAACACCGAAGGACCUUACUUUAAGCUGGUGGUCGUUGAACACUUCCUGUACCAUCAAGAGUACUACACCGAGGACUAUAAGGCAUUCCUGGUCACCUUCCCCGACUGGACCUACACCACCGACUGGUUCUCGGCCCUCGAGAGCUGGAACUUCUAA